CGAACUGUGAGAAACAAUAUGAUGUUAGUUUUAAAAAUAAUCUAUCGUGAGAGUUGAGGUUUGGCGUUGGCGCAAUGUAUGUAGUAGGGUUUAAGCUUUAGUUUCAAGAGUGUGUCAGAGGGAGGUUUAAAGUUGGCAUUUGCAGUGGAGUUAGUAAUCUCACAUUACCCUGACGUGAGAGUUGAGGCUUGGCGUUGGCGCAAUGCCUGUUGAUGUAGUAGGGUUUAAGCUUUCUGCUUCUGCUAGAGUGUGGGAGGUUUAAACUAAUCUAAAGUUUGCAUUUGCAGAAUCCUUCACUUCGCAGUUCACACUAUUGCGCUCUAAGUAAGUAAAAUGGGUUAUGGUUACGGUCCUUUCUCUCUUCUACUAACCAGACGCCUCCAUCUCUAUUCUUCCCUAAACCCUAAACCCUCUUUCCCACUCUUUCACCUUCUCACCAAACCCUUCUCCACCGCCCCUCCAGACCCUAACCCUAAACCCUCUUCCCUCUCCGCCCGUCUCAGCUUCGUCUUCGACCAAAUCGACGCCAUCGAAAAAGAGCGCUCUCAGAAGCACGAAACGCUUCAGCGCAUUCGAGCCUGGCGUGAAUCCAAGAACGCUCCCCCUUCGCCCUCUCAGAACGAUGCCCCACCGGAGCCGGCACUAUCCGUCUCCGCAGACGACGAAAGCCCUCCGGAGCCGCCGCCGAAGAAGGCGGUGGAGUUGGUGCAUCCGUGGCCGGAGUGGAUCCAAUUGAUGGAGAUGCUGGUGCACCAGAAUUACUUCGACCACAAAAGGAGGGACGAGGAUAAAAUGGUCCACGACUUAGGGUUCAAUUCGCCCGAGGUUGCCGAAGGAUUCGAUUUCACCAAGGAUUUCAAGAGCGUUCACAUGGCGUGUCUCUAUUUCGGGAGAGACCGUUUUGAUAUAUUGAGGUCCUUGUCAAGGAAGGAUAUUCAAGUUUUGGUUGGUUAUGGAUGCCCUACUGUGGACAGAAAGGUGGUUUUCUCUGCAAAACUUUUAAGGAAGCAUGUUCACCUUGAUGAAGGAGAUGUCUGUAGUUCCUGCAGCUUGAGAAACACUUGUGAAAGGGGGUAUCUGCUAACAAACAAAGAGGAUGAGGCACAGACUCUUGAUGUCAUGAGGCUCCUGCUGACUUUUGGUUUUGAUCCUGUUGAUGGAUCAGUCAUCAAUAAGUCACUUCUAAAGCAGAAGUCUGUGAAAACAGUGGUUCGUAAAUUACUUCAUGAGGUUGUCAAGCUGAGUUCAGUUCCCAUUGAUCCAAAUCUUCCUCCUCCGGUGAUUAAAAAACCACCACCAAAAGUGAAACAACCUCCUCCUCCUCCAAAGAGACGUGUUGGACGGGAUGAUGUCGAGAUGAAAAAAGGGGACUGGCUAUGUCCGAAGUGUGAAUUCAUGAAUUUUGCAAAGAAUACUGUUUGUUUACAGUGUGAUGCCAAGCGUCCUAAAAGACAGUUGUUGCCAGGAGAAUGGGAGUGCCCCGAGUGCAACUUCUUGAAUUACAGGAGGAAUAUGGUAUGCUUCCAUUGUGAGUGUAAACGCCCACCUGAUGAAUUUCUUGAGAAUAAAAUGCAAGAUAGAAUACAGAGUUCCAAACCUAAGUUGGAUAAGAUGGGCAGCCGACAAGAGGUUUCCAAUGCCUGGAAUUUUGACUUUGAUGACAAUGAAUCAGAUGGUGCAGAUGUAGCUGCUUUUGAGUAUGCAGAUACUCAUGCUAUAGAUGAGAAUUCAGAUAAUCAUGCUCAACAUGCAAAUCAUACGGGAUGGGAAGAUGAUUUUGAAAAAAACAAAGUGCAAGGGUCCCCUGAUGGAGAAUAUGCUAAUCCUGGUCUUUAUAGACCUAGAACAGGGUUUGAUGAUUUUGAGGAUGAGGAUGAUAUAGAUAGUUAUGAGCUAGAAACUGCUCAAAAUAGUAGUAGAAUGGAAGAAUCUAAAUAUAAUUUCUCAGAAGGUGAAAACUUUUCUGAAUCUGAAGAUAUUGAAGCCACUGAUGAUAAGAUGCAUGCACGACACAAAACAGCUUCUGGAAGAAGUGCACAAUCCCGAUCAAUUCGCAAGAAUACAUCUUUCUCUGGAUCCGAUGAUGAUGAACUUGAAUUUGGUACAGAUGAACAACUGUCCGUUGUCUCCAAUUUCAAAUCUGGGCAUGUUUCUGCUGCUGACAGAAAAAGAAAAGGCAGAGGUCCUUCCAAGAAAUUAAGCUUUGGUUCUGAAUCUGAGGAAGAGAUUGGUGCUGGUUUAUACUCUGAUGAGGAUGAUGACUUAAAUGAAGAAUAUUCAUUCAGGAAAAAUAAAGGGAACAAACGUGAUCUAUCCAGACAAAAUAAGGGGAAUAGACACGAUUCUGGAAGAAGGAACUUCACCAAAGACAGAAAGUCAGGAUCUAUUGGCGGUCGCCAAACAAAUAUGUUCAGUGAUGAUUUUGAUGGAUCAUCCCAGCAGUCUUAUAGGAACAGUAGGGGGUCUCGGGAAAAUGACCAUAAUCGGAAGAGUUUUGAAGAUUUUGAUGGACCGUCUCGGCAAUCAUAUGGUGAUGGUAGAGGGUCCCGAGGAAACAACGGUAAUGGAUCAUCCCGGCAGUCUUACGGGAAUGGUAGGGGGUCUCGAGGAAAUGACCGUUAUCGUCCGAGAUUUGAAGAUUUUGAUGGACCGUCUCAACGACCAUAUAGUGAUGGUAGAGGGUCCCGUGGAAACAAGCGCAAAGGAUCAUCCCGGCAAUCUUAUGGGAAUGGUAGAGGAUCUCGAGGAAAUGACCGAAAUUGGCAGAGAUUUAAAGACAGGGAAAAUGGAACGGGACGGUUAAAUAAAUAUAGAAUGGAUGAGAAAGAUUCUGGUGGUGAAUUUAAAAACAGUAGGCGUGUAAUUGAAAGAUAGCGCCACCGCCAUGGCUCCAUGAACAAAUUUUUGUUGCUCAGUUUGGUGUUGCACAUAAAUAUUGCUGAUUGCCAAACUCAAAUGUGAUACAAUACAAGCCUCUAAAGGUCAGUCAGUAUUCAUAAGAUCAAUUGAUCUGGAAAUCUUAAACCUUGGAAAAUUUUCCCCUUCCAAUAAAUAACAGAUCAGUGAAUUGGUUACGAAUGUCUGGUUGGACGAUCAAGUUAUGCCUUGAUGCUAUUUUUCAGCAAAGUUAACCUGCCAUAUGAGCGGCCGUGCCCUGCCAUAAUGUGAUCAUCCAAUAUAAGGUUCGUGAAUAACCGCCAUAUCUGACCCGCCGAUUCCAGUGUCUUCUUAGUGACUUCUCUGGAACAAUACUGUUGCAAAGUAAGCAAUGCACUUAGUAAUCACACUCUGGGAUUUUGAAUAUGAAAAUUGUGAAGGCAAUAUUACUUAAGAGCUUAAUAGGUUGCACUUUUGUUAUUGCAGCUUAAUAUUCUCAUUUUUCACUCUUCCCUGUGAUGAAUUUAUUUUUCAUAACAUCCUAGUUCUCAA
Glycine soja is the source of this 3429-nucleotide messenger RNA. RefSeq lists its product as uncharacterized. Lineage: Eukaryota; Viridiplantae; Streptophyta; Magnoliopsida; Fabales; Fabaceae. The transcript has 5 exons. The coding region runs from base 334 to 2874 and encodes 846 amino acids. Gene Ontology annotation, molecular function: mRNA binding. Gene Ontology annotation, cellular component: cytoplasm. The record is from RefSeq and is a predicted model, not a curated record.